Messenger RNA from Onychostoma macrolepis, 2246 nucleotides. It is a transcript of the gene oclna, whose product is annotated as occludin a. The transcript is spliced from 9 exons. Gene Ontology annotation, cellular component: cytoplasmic vesicle; apical plasma membrane; bicellular tight junction. The record is from RefSeq and is a predicted model, not a curated record. The coding region runs from base 88 to 1590 and encodes 500 amino acids. Gene Ontology annotation, biological process: bicellular tight junction assembly. NCBI's taxonomy places the organism in Eukaryota, Metazoa, Chordata, Actinopteri, Cypriniformes, Cyprinidae.
GUUUAAUUAUCUUAAGUACAGGUUGUUUGUCUCACCUGAACAGUGACACAGUGAACGUAAGUGCGCGAGAGCAACUCCGCAAACAGAAUGUCUUCGAGGCCAAACGGGAGUCCUCCGCCCUAUGAUUAUCAUACAGAGGAUGGAUAUAAUGUUGCUCCACAGCCUGCGUAUUCAUACUAUCCUGACGAUGAGUUCCAGCAUUUCUACCGCUGGACGUCUCCUCCGGGCAUCAUAAAGAUCAUGUGCGUCAUGUCGGUCAUCUUCUGCGUGGGCAUCUUCGUGUGCGUGGCCUCGACUCUGGCCUGGGAUACGGAUGCAGGAGCGGCUGGAUUCGGUGGUUAUGGAGGUUCUGGAGGUUCUUAUGGAGGUUCCUAUGGAGGUUCUUAUGGUGGUUCUUAUGGAAGCUCAUUUGGUGGCUACGGGGGAAUGGGUGGAUACGGUUACGGGAUCCUCGGCUCUCAGAACGACCCCAGGCAGGGCAAGGGUUUCAUGAUCGCCAUGGCCAUCAUCACCUUCAUCGUUCUGCUCGUCAUCUUCAUCAUGAUCAUCUCACACCAGAAAGUGGCUCAGGGAAGGAAGUUCUACCUGGCCGUCAUCAUCGUCAGCGCCAUCAUGGCAUUCCUCAUGUUCGUUGCCACCAUAGUCUAUCUGGUGACAGUUUACCCAAUGGCCCAGACGUCCGGAUCGGUUCAGUUCAAUCAAGUUUAUGCCAUGUGCGCCGCUUACCAGCAGCCUCAGAUGUCGGGAGCGUUCGUGAACCAGUAUCUGUAUCACUACUGCGUGGUGGAUCCUCAGGAGGCAAUCGCUCUUGUUUUGGGCUUCAUUGUCACUGCGGCCCUCAUCAUCAUCAUGGUUUUUGCCAUUAAAACCCGUCAAAGGAUCAAUAAUCACGGGAAGGACAACAUCCUGUGGCGCCACGUGAAAGAAAUUCAAGAUCAAAACUCACCACAGGAUGUAGAGGAUUGGGUGAAUGAUGUGAAUGGAGUGCCCGAGCCGCUGCUGACUGACUAUCCCAUGAAGUUUGGAGGGUCUAGAAAUGAUCUAGAUGACAACAGCACAAACUAUGACAAACCUCCCCACAGUGAGAGUCCUGUGGAGAUGGCGCACGAGGUGCCCGUCCGUAGUUCAGUCCCACUGAGCAGCGGAUCGGAGAUGAACAGCUCUGCAGGACGGCCCAAGAAACGGCGCGCUAGACGCCCGCGAACCGCUGACGGACGGGAUCACGACACAGACUACGCCUCCUCUGGAGAUGAGCUGGACGACGAUGACUUCUCCAGCGAAUUCCCUCCCAUUAUUAAUAAUGAAGAGAGAGACGAUUACAAACACCUGUUUGACAAAGACCAUCAGGAGUACAAGGAGCUCCAGGCAGAAAUGGACCAGAUCAACAAGCGUCUGGCUGAAGUGGACCAGGAGCUCGAUGAUCUUCAGGACGGCAGUCCUCAGUUCCUGGACGCCAUGGACGAAUACAACGCGCUGAAAGACAAAAAGAGGAGCGGCGAAUACCAGGUGAAGAAGAAGCGCUGCAGGCACCUGAAGGUCAAACUGAACCACAUCAAAAGAAUGGUCAGCGAUUACGACCGGAGAUCCUGAAGAUCCUUUCCAUCACAUUAGAGAAGAGCGAGCUACUGGACAGUAUUGAGGAGAGCACAGAUGUGUUGGCGUCUGUCCAGAUGUGUGGGUCAUUGCCAUUCGUGAGCUGGGCUGUGUUGCUUUCAGGACAUUUGAUUGAUAAUGCGUGUAAAUAUUCAAGGCAUUCUGAUUUGUAUUGCUCAGUGCAAUAUUUUCCCAGAAUCCUGAACCAGUUUUAAAAUCAGGUUUAGCUAAUGGCAAAAUCCUCAUCAGUUCUGUAGUUUUUUUUUUGGCGCAAAUCUCCACUUAACUGUUACAGAUUUAACAUGAACUUGUUGGUGUUUCAUUACAACGUGUUUGUUUUAUAAAGUUUUUUUUUAAAUAUAGUUAUUCUGAGAUUUCUUAAUGGGUAAAAUACUGUGCCAAAUAAUUUUUCCAGGUGGGUGGUUUAAACUCUUGAUAACCAGUUAUGUCUGUAUAAAUCAAGCUGUGAUCAGUUACAGGUUACAGAUAGCCUUUAAUAGUUAAGUCUUUUAAGCUGUAUUUAUGCCAUUUCAAAAACUUUUUACUUGCUGGUAUGUAAAUAUGUAAUUUAAAUGUUUGAUUUAUUUUCAUUGUUUUUGACAACUAUUAAUAAAAUCAUUUUUAAUGGCAUAAUAAAUGUGACCAUACAUUUA